Molecule: messenger RNA, 676 nt
Organism: Triticum dicoccoides
Lineage: Eukaryota; Viridiplantae; Streptophyta; Magnoliopsida; Poales; Poaceae
Product: flowering-promoting factor 1-like protein 5
Exons: 1
Coding region: 26-358 (110 amino acids)
Biological process (GO): regulation of flower development
Source: RefSeq, a predicted model, not a curated record
CUCAGCCAGCUAGAGAAGGGCCGGGAUGUCUGGUUCGGGCUCGGGCUCCGGCGUGUGGGUGUUCAAGAACGGCGUGAUGCAGCUGCAGCCGGAGCAGCUGGCGGCGGGCCGGAAGGCGCUGCUCUACGUGCCCACCGGCGAGAGGAUGACCACGCUGGAGCUGCUGGAGCGGCGCCUCGGCGCGCACGGCUGGGAGCGCUACUACGAGAACCGCGACAUCGUGCAGCUCCACCGCCGCGACGGCGGCAUCGACCUCAUCUCGCUCCCGCGGGACUUCACCAAGUUCCGCUCCACCCACAUGUACGACGUUGUCCUCAAGAACCGCGACAGCUUCAAGGUCGUCGACGUCCCAAGUUAACUGACCUACUCCACUCCGUCAUCAACGUCGCCUUUGAUCUUUUAUCCGACUACUAUGUGUGUGCUAUACUCCCCCUAAGUGCUUUUGCAUUUGCUUAAGGCGUGAAAUCAGGGCGGAACGCAUCAAGGCAUGCAUGCAUGCAUUGCGUGUGCACCGUAGUAAAUUGUAAUCGUACGUGUGUGUAUGGUUUGUGUGGGCCUGAAGUGUGACAGCCUUUGUUAGCUAGCUGUUGCACAUUUGCUGGUCAUAUUCACACAGCCAUAUACUAAAAUCCAUCCGGUUUUACUUGUACCCUCAUUUUAAACUAUAUUUUGACCA